Messenger RNA from Sitodiplosis mosellana (orange wheat blossom midge), 1952 nucleotides. RefSeq names its product pinin (gene Pnn). Lineage: Eukaryota; Metazoa; Arthropoda; Insecta; Diptera; Cecidomyiidae. The transcript is spliced from 4 exons. The record is from RefSeq and is a predicted model, not a curated record. Gene Ontology annotation, cellular component: catalytic step 2 spliceosome. Bases 183 to 1457 code for a protein of 424 amino acids.
ACACCCAUUGUCGGGUAUUUAUGUUCAGGUUUUAUUUCAAUGGAUUAUUGACAUAAUAUUUCCCAUUCAUUGAAGCAUUUCUUUUUGUGGGGGAACAUUACAUUAUUUUACCAUUCAAACUAUAAACAAAAGUGCAUCAAAGUGAUUUGCGACAGUUGGCAACGGUCAAUUUAUCUGAAACAAUGGGCACCGAGGUGAUAAACGUUAGUUUUGAUGUGCUGCAAGAGGAGCUGGACAAAGCAAAAUCAACUCUAAAAGGUUUGAAUGACAAUAUUAGGCGAAUCAGUGGCCGAGAGCCACCCGAUCAAUUGAGAGGUGACCGUAAGCGUCCACUAGAUAGACGUUCCGACCGAGACCGUAAUGAAUACGGUUCACAAUUGGACUCAAGAAAUCGAUUAAACACACGCGAUAGAGAUCGUGAUCGGGAUAGAGACAGAGAUGUUUCACCGCCGGCUAAACGUAAACCGGAAACAAAGUCAGUGUUCAGCCGUUUGUCGGGACCGCCGGCUAGUGGUGGUCGGGACGAUGAUGUCAAACCGAAAUUGAAUUCGCGCAUAAUUCGUGAGCUGCCGACCAAAGAAGAAAUUGUUGAAGCGCAGGGCAGUGAUCCGGCCAGUCGGGCUCGUAAUCGUCGAAUGUUUGGCUCGUUGUUGGGUACAUUGCAGAAAUUUUGCCAGGAAGAGUCGCGUCUCAAGCAAAAGGAACAGAAAAAGGCACAAAUCGAAAAGAAACUGGAAGAUCAACAGAAUCAAGAGCGUGAAAUCAUGAAAAAAGAGCGACAAAAUCUGUACAACAAUCGAAAGCGACAACAAAUGGAAAUCAAAAUGUUGGAGAGUAAAAUGAAUUUGAUGAAAGAGUUUGGAACAUGGGAAGAAUCGAAGAAGCCGCUCAUGAAUUUCAUUCGAACAAAAACCAAGCCACGCAUCUACUAUCUUCCAAAGGUUUUGGACAAACGAACCGAACGCAAGUUGGAAGAAUGCAAACGUGAUAUUGAAAAACAAAUUGAAAAACGACGUGCUGAGGUUAACGAGGAGAUGGCGGAAAUUGUAAAUCGCUUCGAAGCGGCGACUGAAGCACUGCAACCAUUCUACGAUUCGCAUAAUGAUAGCGCUCAAAAUAAUUCGUUGCUUGAACAAAGUUCGGCCAACAAUCAUACGGAGGACAAUGAUGACUACUAUCACAACAAUUUUAAGUCGUCAGUCAACAAGCGCAACGAUGAAUCGCUGAACCAUGGGAAGGAGCACGAUGAUAGUACCAACGAAGAUGAUGACGAUGAUGAUGCCGAUACCAAUGAUGAAAGCGACUCGAAAAAAAUCGUCAGCAUCAAAAUCGAAAAGGAUGAUGAGCUAUUCACGAAAAGUGAAGCGAGUGAACCGGUUUCGGGAGUUCAACAUUCCGAUAAUGAGGAAAAUAAUGAUUUAAAGCCACAACGAAGUCGUUCAUCCAGCCAAACUUGAGCGACAACACAACGAAAGAAAAACAAAAUCCAACCAGCCAGAUUCAAUUUUCAUGGAACAAACGAAAAACAAGAACGAGAUAAAAAGAACAUAAAAAUACCAACAUUUAGCACGUUAAGCCAUUUGAUGAAUUAUCAUGAAUAACUCAAUCGAUUCGUAUUAUAACGUUUAAUUUAAUUUAAAUUGUUUGAAUUGAAAAGUUUUGCAACACUGGAGCUCUGCUGAAGAACAGAGAGUAGCACGGAUCCGACAGUCACGAUUUACGAUUUUCAAAGAUACCAACAACAAUUAUUACAAGAAAAACCACACAUACAAACACACACACACACACAUUUGCUGAGAAAAAAUGAUUGCCGAUUUCGAUAGAAACUUGAUUAUUCAAUAAAAUUUCCUUCUUCAGUUCGAAUUUUGAACAUUGAAUGUUUAGCCUGUAUCUCAUUGAUUUUAUAUGCUGUAAAUCAAAUAAACUUGAAUCACAAAAUAAGAGCAAUCAUA